Molecule: messenger RNA, 7537 nt
Organism: Seriola dumerili (greater amberjack)
Lineage: Eukaryota; Metazoa; Chordata; Actinopteri; Carangiformes; Carangidae
Gene: slc25a25b
Product: calcium-binding mitochondrial carrier protein SCaMC-2-like
Exons: 10
Coding region: 498-2090 (530 amino acids)
Biological process (GO): transmembrane transport
Cellular component (GO): mitochondrial inner membrane
Molecular function (GO): calcium ion binding; ATP transmembrane transporter activity
Source: RefSeq, a predicted model, not a curated record
UCCCUGAGCCAAAUAUCUUUCUCCUCUUAACGGUCGGCGAGUAAACGGCACUGGAAUACUGAAAUAAGCGUCUUCAUCCGUAACGUUGUUUAAAUCAGGAACCGUGUUAGUUGUGAUGUUCGUAUAAACGAGCUCCGUGUAAAGUGUUCGGUUCGCCGCUGUGAAGGUAUUUUUUUUACAGGAGGUGACAGAUCACCACGUCUCGUUUCACCGGCGCCGACAGCAUUUACUUUAUGGUGGGAUACUGAGCUAAUGUCUCCACGUGCAAUUACUACUGAGAGGAACCGGUUUCGUCUCAAGUGAACUCUGCCUGUGUUCGUGGUUAAGAGUCGGGUUUGUAAGCUAACCGCCGUUAACCUGCGGCUGCUCCUUUUGCUUUCGGUGCCGGCUGAAAUGGAGGGACAUGUGACGUUGCCAUCAGGGCUGGAGGUUUAACGGUAGCCCGAGCUGCUCUCUGACCGAGCUGACACUGAAGCUAGUAGAGUUUCAGGCUGUUCAUGAUGCACCAGCAGGGCUCGUUGAUGCCCCCCUUGCUCGGUGAUGUAUUCUGCCAGUGCCGGUCGGGGGUCGACCCGGGCGGCGGAGGCGGGCACGCCGAUGACCCCUCAUCAGCUUCCCCGUCUAAACCGGUCACCCGACAGCCCGUGGCCGAUGACUGGCACUCUGACUCCGGCCAGUCAGCGCAUCCAUGUGACAUAUGUGGAGGACCCGAGCAGGAGCACAGACUAAAAGUACUGUUCCAGGUUCUGGAUGUGAACGGUGAUGGAGGCAUUUGUGUCAACGACUUGACCAUUGGGCUGAAGAAGUUGGGGGUACACCGCACUGAACACGAGCUCAUGAAAAUAGUGAAAGCAGGGGACAAAGACCUGGACGGACAGUUGGACUUUGAGGAGUUUGUUCAUUAUCUCCGAGACCACGAGAAGAAACUCCGCCUCGUCUUUAAGAGUCUGGACAAGAAGAAUGAUGGUCGGAUCGACUCACAAGAGAUAAUGCAGUCUCUGCGGGACCUGGGAGUGAACAUCUCUGAGGAGCAGGCUGAGAAGAUUCUCCGGAGUAUGGAUAAAAACGGAACAAUGACGAUUGACUGGAACGAGUGGCGGGAUUAUCACCUCCUCCACCCAGCAGGCAACAUCCCAGAGAUCAUCCUCUACUGGAAACACUCCACGAUCUUUGAUGUCGGGGAGAGUUUGAUGGUGCCUGACGAGUUCACGGCAGAAGAGAAGCAAACAGGAAUGUGGUGGCGACACCUAGUGGCCGGAGGAGGAGCUGGGGCCGUGUCUCGAACCUGCACAGCACCACUGGACAGGCUCAAAGUUCUCAUGCAGGUUCACGCCUCCAAGAGCAACAGCAUGCACAUCGCUGGCGGCUUUUCCCAGAUGAUCCGAGAAGGCGGUGUGAGGUCACUGUGGCGAGGCAACGGCAUCAAUGUCAUCAAGAUCGCCCCUGAGUCUGCUAUUAAGUUCAUGGCCUACGAGCAGAUUAAACGACUGAUAGGAAGUAACCAGGAGACGCUGGGCAUCGCAGAGCGGCUGGUAGCCGGCUCCCUGGCUGGAGUCAUUGCUCAGAGCAGCAUCUACCCCAUGGAGGUCCUGAAGACACGGUUAGCCCUGAGGAAGACGGGUCAGUACUCAGGCAUCUUGGACUGUGCCAAACAUAUCUUCCAGAGGGAGGGUGUGGCCGCUUUUUACAAGGGCUACGUCCCCAACAUGCUGGGCAUCAUCCCCUACGCUGGCAUCGACCUGGCCGUCUAUGAGACUCUGAAGAACUCUUGGCUGCAGCGCUACGCCACAGACAGCGCUGACCCCGGAGUGUUUGUUCUUCUGGCCUGUGGCACCACCUCCAGCACAUGUGGUCAGCUCUCCAGCUACCCGCUCGCCCUGGUCAGGACUCGAAUGCAGGCACAAGCCACCCAGGAAGGAGGCCCUCAGAUGAGCAUGACGGGCCUGUUCAGACAUAUCGUCAGGACCGAGGGGGCCACGGGACUCUACAGAGGCCUGGCCCCCAACUUCAUGAAGGUCAUUCCAUCAGUCAGCAUUAGCUACGUGGUCUAUGAGUACCUGAAGAUCACCCUGGGGGUCCAGUCCAAGUGAGGAGGGAGGAAGACAGAAGAAAUCCAGAGGCUACAGGCUUCUUCGCUUUUCUUCUGGAUCUAAGAAACAAGCAGCUGAAAUUCUCCACAUUUAAAACAUUCAAUUCAAAGUCCAGGGUUUAAAGGACAAAAGUGAGAUGAUGUAAAUGAAGAGGAAUGAGAACUGAUGAGGACGAUGAAGACUUAGUGGAAGGAGGAAAUCUUAACUGAAGCAAUUACUAUGGUUUGCUGUUUUUUUAAUCAUUCCGUUAGCAAUUCAGAAGUUCAGCACCUAUGGUUGCCACGGUAACUAGGUGUUCAGGCUCGCAUGAUUACAUGACUUCCCACAAUCAUUUUUCUUUUUUUUUUUUUCUUUUUACAAACAUAAAAUCAUUUGAUUCAUUUUGGCGUAUCAGUGGUAGCUCCUACAUUCACCAAAUAAAAUACUAAUACUAGUUAUUAGUACUGAGUGGGAGGCUCCCGUUAUAACCUGAAAGGGUCACUUCACAGAGUAGUGGAGUCUGAUCACGUGACCACAAGACGAUGGCGGAGGAUUCGGUGUCGAAGCCAAAAGCAAAAGCAUCUACCUGGGAAUCUUUUGGAUUUAAAUCCAGUGUCAGAAGGGAACCUGGACAUGAAUGAGCCAGGCACACUGUGUCUGGAGGAAGCAGCAGCUGGUAACACUCCUGAUCUACAGAUGCUGAGCCGACACGUGUUCGGUGUAAUCUGUAACACCUGGUGUCGUCACCGGUUUAUUACCCAGUGGGAAAAUUUGCACAGCCUAUCAGCACCUUUUGACUUUGUUUAGGAAAACUCAAGUUUACAUUGAAUUCAUUGAACGUUUACUGGUUUACUGGUGGACCAGUAAACACCUUGUACCAGUUUGGGCACUGACACUGACAGUGGUGUGGCAGGUCGCAGUCUUGAAGGGCUUUAGGUUUAUCAUAAAGCAUUCCCCAUGUCUCUCAUCACUGACUGUGCACUGAGCAGAGGUGGAUCUAACAUCUGCAGGUGUGUAAAUUCCCUGUGUGUGUUUAAUGUGCUCCGUCAUGUUCGAUCUGUCCCUCAGCUUUCUUCUGACAGUUGAAGACAGACUUCAGUGUGGACUGAGAAACUCUGUAGUGCCAUCAGGACCGUGCAUUAAGAAACAUUAGCUUUCAGUGCCUGGGCCUCAUAUACGGUCUGAUAGAUGAGGUCAUGCAUAUAAAACAAAACCACAACUAAACUGUCACAGAUACUUGAUUCUUAAACAUGUGGUGAAACUAGCAAAAAUGUUUUUUUCAGAUUUUUACAGUUUUAUUUCUUUGAUCUGUUUUCAAACUUCUUUGGCAGCCAUGUUUGCGCUCGGAGGGUGAACCUCUCCAUCACUCCAUCACUCUCCUCAGGCCUAAAUGUGAAUUGUGUCAUGAUAUCGUCUAAACACAUUAAUGCUUCCAAAGGGAUGAAUCUUAAGUUGAGUCACCCUCUUCCUCCAGUGCCACCUUCGCACUACCCACACCCUGCCUGUGGUAAUGAUCCUGGAGUAUCACUGUUGUAUUGCUGUUUGUUCCGUCCAGUACAUCUGUGCUGGGCGGCGUUGUGAGCGUUGCAGUUUGUGAAGAAGGUACUGAUCCAGGUUCAGUUGUGCUUUUCCAAAAACUGAUAGAUUUUAAAUACAAAGCUGAAGAUCCGCUGGAGGCUGAGCUGUCAGACUGUCAGAUGUCGUGCACUUUGGUGGUGGUUGAUGUUGAUAUAUAGAGCAGUGUUCCUACACGCUGAGUGUUGCAUUAGGCACAGUCACUCAGUUAUGGUUGGUGCCAUUUAAGCCAGACGCUGAACAGCACCCUCUGUGGCCACGAGAGACAGUUACAGAAUAAUAACAUUGAGUUUCCUCUGGAGUCAGUUACAUCAGCAGCUUUACAGAGCAGGAACCAGCACGUCUCCUGGUGACCUUCAGUCUGUUUACUUCUUGUGGUAAACUGCUGAAAUGUUAAAAUGUAGUGUAACAUUAGCACAUUAAUACAGAGGCUAUAAUGUCAGUGAACUGACUCAGUAAUGUCAGUCACACAGUGUAUCCAUCUAAAGCCUUCUAACAUUUACCUGACCAGGUACGGCUGCAGCAGCAAAUCCCCUCAGUGUGUUUUGUUUGUUAUUAAUUAGAAUGUAUGUGGCCGGGCUUUAAUGUCAUCUGCUGGUUUGGUUUAGGUUUUGACUCUGUUGUUUAGCAUUUAGCUGUACACUGAGUGAAAGCAACAACAGAGGAAAUACUGACUGAAGGUAUGUGGCUACCUUCCACUUCAGGGCCGGUUUUAAUAGUGAGAGAGGAUUAGAAAGGAGAAGGAAAACUCUACACUCCCUACCAAACACAAGACUGAAUCCUUUCCAUAAUUAGACUUUUUCAUGAAGCAUCAGUGUGUUCACCUGUGAAGAAGGGCUCCUGCUCCAUUUUUAUUGGAGAUGCAGCUAAAGCAGGCAGAAGCCGUAAUCACAACAUUUUCUGGUUUUGAAAAAUGAGAAAUGAAACUUCAGUCAUGAAGGCCAGUUGAUCCUGGUUUUACAAAAACAGGUGAUUAAACUUGAAUUUUUCUUUUUCUUUGCAUUUAAUAACAUUAGUCUGAGGGCUGUCAGAUAGAAAAUAUCUGAGCCCAAAAACUAGACAUUUUCUCAGUGUCAAUUAGAACAAGAAAGAUUAUAUAAUAAACAAUGAUAUGUAAUUGACAAAAUUAUUAAUUUUGAAAACUCGUUUGUGUUUUCACUCACCACAGAGUUACUCUCAUCAAACAUCACAAUGAUCUUAUUUUGCUUUGGCAGCAUCUUUUCAGUGCUGACAGUAUAAUACUGUGACAGUUCAGAGGUUAACGUCUCUCUAAACUGUACACAAGCUUUAGCAUUCACCUCCAUUCCUCCUUAACUCCUGUACAAUAUAUCAGUUAUGUUUUUUAAUCAGUUUCUUUUCAUUAAAUCAAUGUGAAGCAUCAAGAGAAAACAUGUAUUUGUGUUGUGUACAAGGGAAACUGUCUGACAAGGAUUUAUAUUGUAUAUUUCUGUUAGUUUGUUUAAGUUGGAUCUUUAAGGAAUAUUUCAUCACCAUGUUGUCUUGUACGAUGUAAAUCAACACUCCUUUAAGUUACAUGGUAAGACAGCCAAUCAGAGGAAGCGCUUCCAGCCUGACUGAUGUCUGUGUCACAGAUUCCCAUCAGUGCCUUGUGUGCCAAGCCUCUCUGACGUAAAUGCACCUGAACACGAUAAGAGCUGGGGUCUGUGGGACACUGAAUGCACUUUAAGGUACUCUGCUUUAAUUCCUGUUUUUGUUUUAUUUAUUACUGUAUUUAUUUAUUUAUUCUUUCACAAAGGAUUAAGGACUGAAUGUGUGAUCGAUUGUACUGAAUCAUUUCAUUUUUAUGUGGCUGUUUGAUUUUACAGUAACCUGUGGUCUUGGUGGAAAACUGAGGCUUGUUUUUGAGUGAUAAAUACGGAGGCCCAAAGUGUCCAAUAUUAAAGGCAGUAUGCUAUUUUAUGCCCCUAGGGGUCUCUCAAUCAAAACAAUAACAAGUGAUGGAGUUUGGUGAAUUUGUGAAGUCGCAGGGGAUCAUAGAUAUGAUUUUUAUUUGAUUAUUGAUUUUUCAAAGUGUCCUUUUUACAAAUGGAAGUCUGUUUUUAUUUCAUCAUGGCAGUUUUCCCAAUAACACUUUUAUGUACUGUGUAGUUUUAUUUCCUAAUGUUACUUUUCAUGUGUUGCCUCUCACCUUUCACAUACCCCCAUCCUCUCUACAAAAUUUGGCCAGUUAGCACUUGUUAGCUAAAGUCGAAUUCGACUGUGUGGCUGCUGCUGUAAAUAAAAAGUGCACAGACACAUAAACGAAUAUCUUCUUCUAUUUAUUCAGGGUAGAAAGGCUGCUAAUGCUACCUGUCUAGCUGGCUAAGCAGCUAGGUCAGCAAUUGAUCUUAAAUUAUUACUCGGCUUCAAAGUGAAGAGCCAGUGUUAGCCGUGUUAGCUAGCUCCUGUUAGCUCGAGCGACCACAAAGAUAGUCUUUUCACUCUUCAGAGUUGUUUGUCUAUAGCAUCAAAACACUGCUGAGUUAACUCUGCUAACAUUAGCUGCUCCUGUUAACACUGUGUCUUCACUUUGAUGCUGAAUAAUAAACCAAGCUCCCUAACCGCAUCCACCUAGACAGCCAGCUAGGUAGUUAGCAUGUGCAGCCUUCUUAAGCUAAAUAAAUAAAAGGAGAUAUUAGUUUCUGUGCCUGUGUACUGUGUUGAUUACAACAGCUGCCUCUAGCUGGUUGAUUCACAAUUUCUUUGACAUUGUAGUUGCUCAGGCCAACAGGAGCUAACUGGCUAAAUCUGGUAGCAGUUGUUUAGCUCACUAGCUUAAUAGCGAGGGGACUGUGCUUUGAGGAAAAAGGAUAUUUUGACCACAGAAGAACUUGUUAAAUUUUGUCGCAGAUCAUUUAAAAAGAAUUUGGAUUUUUUUUUUUAAGGAUGGUGUAUGCUGAUUGACAUUGGCUUUGGUGCAGGUUUACAAAUUAUUGCUUUAUUUAAAUAUUUUACACAAUUUAUUAAUGUGGUCAUUUAUUUUAGAAGUACUGAUUUUGGGUCUCCGUGAAAAGAUUCCUCUGAUUUCACAUCAGUUUGUUGUGAUGAUAAGACAGAAAGCAUUUCAGCUGCAAACACUGCUCAGGCUUAAGCACAGCUGACUGUAAAGAAUAAACACAUUCAGUGACAGAUAUAAUCUGAACAGGAUCUCUUCAUACUGAAUCAAAUGUAUGUUGUGGAAAGCACGGUAAUAAAAAGGAUGGAUGUAUUCGUUAAAAGGCCAGCUCCCCUGCUCUGCAAAGCAACAGUCUGUGCGUGUCUCUGGUAGGACUGCAGUCUCACACGUUGGACUGUGCUUGUGACCUUCAGAAUACCAUGCUGCUUUCGUCAGCUGCCUUACUCCAGCAUCACAUCUGCUUUUGAACUCACGCUGUGUCUUAGCAGCAGGUGGAGAAGAGAUGAUGGGCUUAUGUUUGCUCGUUUGAGUGUUGAUCCUCUUUCACAGGUCCAUCCCUCUUUCCUCCUCUCGCUUCCUGGCAUAAGUGUUAAUCUGACCCCUUGCUCUGAUAUCAUAUAUGCAUAAAUUAGUGACACAGAAUGAUGUCACCCUGUGGCUGUGUGUAAAUGUUUUCCAUAUUUUGUACAGUAAAAAGUAACUAAUGUCUUAAAAGUAGCCCUUACUGUACGUUGUACUGACCAACCAACCUGUACAGGAACUACCAGACUAUACAAACUAAAGGCUACAAUGUAUAUUGGUAAAUGAUGGCAUAGUUUUCAAAAUGUAUUCAGUAUAUAUUUCUAUUUUAUUUUAAUAUGCUAGCUGUAAGUGACAGAGAUGCAAGAAUGAGUAUGUGAGUGCUUUUACAGUAGCUUGUGUAGAUGCAUCCAUUGAAAGAAUGUUAUGGUGAAAAGAAUAUUUAUGCUUGUAUGAGAUCAGCUGUUAAAUAAACUAG